This is a messenger RNA of Apodemus sylvaticus (European woodmouse), 3213 nucleotides long. It is a transcript of the gene Ckap2l, whose product is annotated as cytoskeleton associated protein 2 like. The record is from RefSeq and is a predicted model, not a curated record. Bases 80 to 2320 code for a protein of 746 amino acids. The transcript is spliced from 9 exons. Gene Ontology annotation, cellular component: cytosol; mitotic spindle; centrosome. NCBI's taxonomy places the organism in Eukaryota, Metazoa, Chordata, Mammalia, Rodentia, Muridae.
GGAGCGUCCAGACGGGCGCCCGGGUCUCGCACCAGAACUAGGCGCGCCCUUUGAAGAAAGAAACUGUCGCGGUAGAGUCAUGGUGGGGCCCGGCCCCGCUGCCAGCGCAGCCGCGGAAGAACGGUGGCAGAAGCUCCAGGAGUACCUGGCAGCCAAGGGAAAGCUCAAGGACCCCAACACCAAGCCUUAUCUAAAAGCCAAGAAUCUCUGCCCCAAACCACCAUCGUCUAAAUAUACUCCUGGACCUAAAAAAGAUGUUUCCAAUCAUGUUGUUUUACCUGACAAAACUACAAGACCCAUCAAUAUUAAAUUCCAGACUAAACCAGCCGGUAUCACAGGGUCCCAGAAGCCAGAGUUGAAGGCACCAAAACUUCCAAGCAACGGGCUCACGUCAAGAUGUUUUUCUUCUAACUCAGACUAUAAACAGUCCAGCAAGCCUCAGCAGCAACAUAAAGCGGUGUCAUCCACUGCAGGACUGUCAAGAAAACCCAGGCAGGCCCCUGAUACACAGGAAUUCAAAACCAAAAAGCAACAGGAAGCACAUCGAGGAAAUGCUAAAUGUACAGAUCCCGUGGCUAAUACCCAUGCUGAAAAGCAAUCUUUGGAUGGCUUUCUAGAUGAAACGAACAAAGAAAACUUACCCCAAACCUUGCCAAAACCUGAGAAGCCAGAUCCUGACUUACAUUCUGUAAGAAAGCCAAAUACUGGCUCUUCUAAUCAAACUCAGAGAAGUCUGGCUCCUAAACAGAUCGUGGGUAAGAGUUCAGUUACUCAUACUGCUCUGAAAGACAGAGCUAACCAACAGUUCAUUAGAAAGACACAAAUCAGAGCUCAACCGGCAAAGUCUCAGCGACUCCCUACAGUUGCAGAUUCUGCACGACCAAGAGAAAAACCCCCACAAACAGGUCCCUCUCACUCCGUUCCAGUCCAUAAUAAGACUCAGACAUCAAAGAAACCAGUGAUCAAGAACACACAGGAUAUAACGGUUAACAGGGUUAGAUAUGGAAAACCAAAUGAAACUAAGGUACAGUCAUGUCCUGCUAUUGAACAGAAAGUAAAACAUACUAAACCUAGUUCCCAUCUUAAUGUGCUUCAGGGAGGAUAUAACAGUAGACAUCCCAACUUGAAACAGGAUCGGAAGCCUGUACAGCCUUGUCUUGGACCCCAGACAUCAUGCAGUCUGCAAAAAUCAAGAGCCAUAAGCCAGAGGCCUAACUUGACAGCUAGCAACUUAAAUUCAGUCAUUCCAAGCACGCCUAAUAUAAGAGCAAAUAAAACACUUAACAGUAAGUAUAAUAACAUCUUUCAACAGAAAGCACAGACAUUGGACUCCAAGUUCAAAAAGUUUCCUCCCCAAAGCCAUUUUUUGAAUAAGACUGCUCCCAGGACUCAAGCCAGCACAGCAGCUGCAAGUAGGAAGGGAGCCCCGAGUGCGACCCAGACUCACCCACGUGUUAAACAACCAGAAGCAGAGGAUCGGAGGAAACAGCUGGAAGAAUGGAAGAAAUCUAAAGGGAAAACUUACAAACGACCUCCCAUGAAAUUUAAAACAAAAAGAAAAGUCAUAGAGGAAAUGAACACUUCCUUCUGGAAGAGCAUUGAAAGAGAAGAAGAAGAAAAGAAAGCUCAGCUGGAGCUGUCCAAAAAAAUCAACAGCACUCUGACUGAGUGUCUGAGGCUCAUUGAAGAGGGUGUACUUCCUAAUGAAAUAUUUGCCAUAGUGUCCAGUAUUCCUGAGGCUGAAAAAUUUGCCAAGUUCUGGGUGUGCAAAGCAAAGUUAUUGGCAAGUAAAGGCUCCUUUGAUGCUAUUGGACUGUACCAAGAGGCCAUUCAGAAUGGGGCAGCACCAAUACAGGAGCUGCAGGAAGUUCUGAACAUUAUGCAAGAUACAAGCAGAAGCACAGAAGCAGUCACCUCUGACACCUCAGCUGCUGGAACUAAUACCACAUCGGCAGAAGAGCUGGCCAAGGAGGAGGAAUCUGAGCAGCCUUGCCCACCUCUAACAGAAACGGAGCAGGUGGCAGCAACAGCAAGGAUUCCCAAGGCAGAGUGGGACAACCCUGGUAUCAAAUUACAGGUUGCCCCCAUCCCCAGAAUAUGUGGAAUGCCAGAAGUGCAGGACAUGAAGCUCAUCACUCCUGUGAGGCGCUCAGCGAGGAUCGAGCGGACGGUGGCGCGCUACCCAGAAAUGCUGCAGGAGCAUGACGUGGUCGUGGCUUCUCUUAACGAGCUCCUGGAAGUGGACAAAACAGAGUGCUUCAUCUUCCGUGAAAAUGAGGCUUUGCCUGUGACACUGGGCUUUGAAAUCCUUGAAUCAUGACCUUUUGAUAUUUGUGGUUUUUGUUUUGUUUGUAAGAUAACCUGAAAUAAAUGUGUACUGAGACACAUUGACACAGAUGAUAGACUCUUGGGUGUCAGAAGUAAUGCAUUGCGUUUACUCUCAGAUUGUAUAUUCCCAUGAGAAAACUUUUGGUUCAUGUAUUUGUUAUAUACUUUAUGAUAGUUUUACAGUACACAUAAAUUUCAGAAUAUCAAAUAUUAAUUUAUCUCAAGUGUAAUAGGAAAAAAAAGUUCACACUUUGCUGAUCUUCUAUAAUCCUAUUGUAGUUAUUCUUUGUACCCAAAGGUUGGUACUGUGGUGUGAUGGACUGACUCUUGGCAUCCACCCUACCCUGGAGGGCGAGUUCCUAGAGUACAAGGAUUUGACUUUUGACACCAGCUCACCAGGCUGGAAAGUCAAACUCCAGACAUUACAGAGAAGUUUGUACUAGCCACAUCUCCACUCAGAUCCCAGAAGAUAUUUGUAGAGACCUUUGACUUCCAUCACAGUGACCCUAGAGAUGAGGGUGACACUUGUCCUCUCUUGGUGGGUUUCCUCUAAUGAAGCACAAUCCAGAACUGAGGCGGCAGCCCAGGUUUUAUUUACAAUCCUCCUUUUGCACAUGUUAUUGAGAAAUGCUUCAAGUAAGGACCAAAGUGGGCACAGAACUUGCUGCAUCCAUCCCUUUUCUGCCAGAGGACUGACAGCCUGAGGAAGCCACAAGCACCCCAGAGACUACAGCAGGGGAUUUGGGCAACUGCUCUUAGAAAGGAAAAACAGUUGUUUUGUAAAUAUAACAGAAAAGCCUAGUUGUUACAUGUUUAAAUCUUAGCUUUGUUACUAUGAUUACUAAGUACUAAGUAAUAUCUAAAAUAAAAACCACUGACUGUUCA